This is a messenger RNA of Dermacentor andersoni, 3840 nucleotides long. RefSeq names its product excitatory amino acid transporter-like. The record is from RefSeq and is a predicted model, not a curated record. NCBI's taxonomy places the organism in Eukaryota, Metazoa, Arthropoda, Arachnida, Ixodida, Ixodidae. Gene Ontology annotation, molecular function: symporter activity. Gene Ontology annotation, cellular component: membrane.
AUGCUGGGCGUCGUCCUGUCGACCCACGGAGGCAGCGGCACGCUCCUGGGUUUCUUCAUCGGCCUCAGCAACGCCAUGAUGUUCCUGGCGCACUUCAUACUACUCUACGCACCGUUCGGACUGUUCUUCGCCACGGCAGCCUAUGUCGUGCAGACGCGCAACCUGCAGUUCAGUGACUUGUCGUGGCCGCCAUUUGCCGCGGUAUAUGCCGACCGUGCACUCUCGAACGAACGAAACGAAGCCACUCGGGAGCCUUCUCCGACGCCGCAGCCCCUGGCCUCCUACCUGGCGCUGUACCUGUUCACGGUGGCGCUGUCGCUGGUCGUGCACGCGCUGGUCGUGCUGCCCUUCGUGCUGGCCACCGCCACGGGGCGCAGCUUCCGCGGGCUGCUCCAGAACGCGGCCACCCCGCUGGCGGUGGCGUUCGGCGCCGCGUCGAGCAGCGAGACCGUGCCGCCCGCCAUCGCCGCGCUCGAGGAGCGCCUGAACCUCGACACCAGGAUCGUGCGGCUCCUGGUUCCCAUCGCGGCAGUUAUGAACACAGAUGGCACCUCAAUCUACAUCACCAUCAGCGCCCUGUUCUUCGCCCAGACGAAGACUGACUACGUUGAUCUUCGCACGGUCGUGCUUGUCUGCGCCCUGUCUGUGCUGUGCAGCAUGGCGGCGCCCACGACAGGCGGUCCGAGUUACCUGAGGCUCCGUCUGAUCCACGAAGCCGUCGGAAUGCCGACGGAUACCAUCGGGAUUCUCUUCAUCACAGACUGGAUUGUAAGCCGCCUGGCGACCGUGGUGGACGUGCUUACGGGUCUCGUCAGCGUCUAUGUGGUGCAGCACUAUUGCGGCUUGGAAGAACAGCCCACCAUGGAGGAUGCGAACAGGGACAUCCCGCCUUAGUAGUGUCCUCUCGAUGAGAGCGCACUGCCAGGAAACACUCACUGGCGUCUUGUCAGUGGUUUAAUGUGAUACCCGUGAUAAGAGUUCUAUACACUUUUAAUGCAAACUUCUUGAUUUAGUCAUUGAUUGAUUGAGUUUAAUAUUACAAAGCACCAAUGGGGCUUAGGUUCCGCAGUGGAGAAUUUCGAAUUUUCUUUAUUUAUUUUACUUGUGUCCGAUGCGUGGUACACGAAUCUGGAGUCCAUCACGCGACCACAUGCUCAGCAGCAGAAUGUCAUUGCCGCUGCGCGCCACCGUAGUAAUUGAUUGAAUGAAGAGCUGUACACAUCUGCCAAAUUUUCCGUGCCUCACGAAUAACGGAUUUGCGGGGCCUGAAGUGAGUAGCGCCUGGCCUGGCUCACUGCGCUGUAUUUAUUUAUGUUCUCCACAAAGCUUGCCCUACAGCAUAAACGAUUAAAUGUGUAAACGUAGGCCGGUUUCGGCGAUCUACGUCAGUAGCGCUCGAUGGUUGGUCUCGUAGAACCAAGCAUCAUGGUCCGGUUGUCUCGUGGGAUGAAGGCCCACUGCUUGCAGGUAGUGCCGUCGGAUUUGGUUUGGGAUAUUUUGACCAGCGUAUGUCUAAAUGCGCUGUACUUGCAAAACUCGCUAAGAUUUCUCCGCUCCUGAGCUUGCUUCCGUUGCCUCACACAACGAAACGAGGCACUUUGCAUUGCCAUGAAGUCUGGAAGGCUUACGCGGCUUCGCUGGAUGUUGAAUGAUGUCGUGUAAUCUACGUAUAUAGCUCCGGGUAAAGUAGAUGGACUUGACAAAUAUGAGACAACGUACGCCUAGCGCCUGCCAUUGAAUAGGGCAUCGAUAUGGCAGGCUUGCCGAAGGUCGACUUGACCUUCCUGUUGGCUAGCUCAUUCCAAUAAAUUCCAAAAUUUUUCCAAGCCCUUUAAAAUAGCGUGCGAUGCGCCCAUUCUUCAAACCUCACUGCUGACUCGUAUAGCCCGGCCACACGAGCAACCAAGUCAUUAUUUAAAAUAUAAUCAAUGUCCUUUGGGGCUGUUUUCGUUCGUCUUUCGAGGCGGCUCGUAGACGAUGAAGUGAACUGCCUCGCGGAUGGCCACAACCUCCGCAACCGUGGGCGUUUUCCUGUGGUCGAGUUUAACGCUUCGAGGAACGUGAAGAACUUAAACUUAGAAAACAUCCGUAGAGGCGUUAAAAGAUCCUGAUCCGUCAGUGGAAACGUGAGCUAUAGAACGUAUUCUACAGAAACCAGUGACAAGGUGUAUUCCUUCAUACCACAUAAUAGCGACCGUAAUGUUUUAGUGAUGUGGGGAGCAGAAAGUUGUGCCAGAGGUCUUUGAGCAUCCGUGUGCUAGAAACCUUAACUCGGCUGACGCGCACAUCGCAAUCGAUUCUUCUUGAUGAGGAAAACGAACUGUCGAUUCCUAUCGUUUUUUUGUUUUACAAAAAGCUUCGUGUUCAAGGCUAGAAAAGUAGCUUUGGUGGUUCGGCCUAAACAUAUAUGUGAUACGUCAUUGGGUGGCCCUACAAGUCUGCUAUGCAUGUGUGAAGAAGCGUUGAAAUCCGGGCCAGUUGGUACAUAGUUGAAGGAAAAAACCAGUCACAAAAUACAAAGGACGUUGUGGUGUGAACCUCUCUUCUUGUUCGUUGUGUUUUGUGACUGUUUUUUUUCCCCUUCAGCAUGUGUGAAGUUACGAAAAGGUAUUUUUUAAACAUGAAUUAGUUUUCGAAUUUUUGCGUCAACACUGGCUUCUCGCCGAUGUGCUCCCAAGCUUGCCAGCCGGAACCGACGACAAAGUUGGCUUCGUCUCCAAAGCAGAUGACAGGGAAGCGGUAGUCUGCGUUUUAUUGCCAAGAGACGCACGCUCUAAAGCAGUGUGGCUUGUGUUUGGUGUACUUGAGGCGAGCCAUGCAGCCAUUUGACGAGAAAUAGUAAGACGUGUUAAAUUCUGCAGACUUAAAAAUACGUUUCAUACAGUUCAGAAUAAGAAAUGUUUGCUCAUAAGUAGCCAGUAAAUCUAGAAAGAGUGCUGAUAUCGCGUUCACGCAAAGCUCCUUAAAUGACAUGUCGCACAUGCAUCGCGACAUGUGAUACAGUGUGCAGGGAGCAGUACACUUUCCUGGUACCCACCGAGUGUCAUGAAACGAUGCAAGUAGAAAACACCUUCAUAAUUACAAUUGAAAGCCUACACGGGCAUGAACAAAGUAUUCUGGUGUUGGCCUGUUUGGGCUGAUUUGCUCGGACGUGGUUGACGUCCACAUUUCCCAUUCAUUGAAAGAAAACAAAAAUAUGAGUCCAGGCUGCAGCGCUUGGCAUCGCUUCCUUUUGUAUCGAAAAAAAAAAUUAAAGAAAAAAGCCAGUCACAGUUUGUUGAAUGGUUUCUCGGGCUCAUUUUAUAAACACUUUGUCCUUGCUAGACGACAAGGCUUCAUAUAUAUUUACGUUGUCUGCGCAAUCCACGUACGAACGUUAAAAAAGAACUGUCACGUUUGAAAAGUACCUUUUUUGUAACUUCUUAUUUGCAUAGGAAAUACGUAGGGCUACGUAAUGAUGUAUCGCAUAUAUUUUCAGGCCGACCAACAAAGUAACCUUUUUUGAACUUGAAGACAAAGUUUUUGCAAAAAGUUGGAAAUUUACCGUUUCUUCUUUUCAAGCGAUCUGCUGAACCUUAAACCUUAAGAGCUUCAAAUAUUUUUAUGUUUCACUAUGUCAACCGGGCUACCAUUCUAUAUCUGCAUUGUGGCUUCUGGACUUUCCUGCGUUGCAAGAAAAACAUUCAAACUUUGCAAUUUCACUCGCUUUUGCCGGUACCGAAAGCACUCGAAGUGUUCACAAAUGUGAAAAUAAUGGCCAUGUUGGCAGUGAAACCACUUCAUUUUCUUGAAAUACACGCCACCUGAAUGUCUGGAUACAAUUUCCGUGUGCAAUAUAUA